UGUCAGCAGCAAGGACAGACGCUGCGCCGCGAGCGUCGCAUCAGUGUAAUCACUUCACCGAGGAGCAGAGCGCGCAGCCCACGGAUGUCGGUGACAGCGAUACAAACACACACUCACACUGGACAGACGACCGGCGAACUGCUUCAAUUUUCUCCAAGUCAACGCCACGGACUAGCGUUAGUUAUUAAGGUUCUGGAUAAGACAAUGAAGCUAGUUUUUUGAACGAGUUUUAUCGCCAUAUGCGGCAUUUGACGACAACUGAUAACGGGAAUUCCGACGCAUUGCACGUUAAGAUUUAUAGCGCCAAUUCCAGCAGGCGCGUGACUCAAGCCGUACGGUUACCGGGCGGGUGAACUCCGUGAUUUCCACCACGAGCCGGUGCUGGACAAGCCGACCCGCCAACCGGGAGAAGAGCGAGCGGGAAACGCAGUGUUUGUUUGGCUGUUGUUGGUCGGUGGCGCGAGGAGCAAUGCGUGUGUUUCUGCUGGCGGUGCUCCUCUCGUGCUCCUGCGCGCGGGCCGGCUGCGAGCCGAAGAUAGUGAACAUCGGGGCCGUCCUGAGCCAGAAGAGGUACGAGCAGGUCUUCAAAGAAGCCGUGACCUCGGCCAACCAGAUAUACGGCCGGGACAAAUUCAAGCUCACCGCCAUCUCCGUAACGCAUAAACCCAACGCCAUCCAGAUGGCCCUCUCCGUCUGCGAAGAUCUCAUCUCCAGCCAGGUGUAUGCCAUCCUGGUGAGCCACCCGCCCCAGGCCAACGACCACCUGACGCCCACCCCCGUCUCCUACACCGCCGGCUUCUACCGCAUCCCCGUGGUCGGCCUCACCACACGCAUGUCCAUCUACUCUGACAAGAGCAUCCAUCUGUCCUUCCUUCGGACGGUGCCCCCGUACUCCCACCAGGCCCACGUGUGGUUCGACAUGAUGCGGGAGUUUCGCUGGAACCACAUCAUCCUCAUCGUCAGCGACGACCACGAGGGGAGGGCCGCCCAGAAGAGACUGGAGACUCUUCUGGAGGAGAGAGAGACCAAGAAUAAAAAAAGGAACUAUGAAAACCUCGACCAACUGUCCUAUGACAACAAGCGAGGACCCAAGGCAGAGAAAGUCCUCCAGUUCAGCCAGGAGACUAACUUAACGGCCCUGCUGUUGGAGGCCAAGGAGCUGGAGGCCCGCGUCAUCAUCCUCUCCGCCAGUGAGGAGGACGCGGCGGCGGUCUACAAAGCCGCGCGUCUCCUCAACAUGACGGGCUCCGGCUACGUUUGGCUGGUGGGCGAACGCGAGAUGUCGGGUAAAGCCCUGAGCGAGGCGCCAGACGGUCUCAUCGGCCUCCAGCUUAUCAACGGGAAGAACGAGUCGGCGCACAUCGCCGACGCGGUGGCGGUGGUGGCUCAGUCCAUCCAGGAGCUGUUUGAGAAGGAGAACAUCACAGAGCCUCCUAGAGGCUGCGUUGGGAACACCAACAUCUGGAAGACGGGGCCGCUGUUUAAACGAGUACUGAUGUCUUCCAAGUACCCAGAAGGCCUCACAGGAAGAGUGGAGUUCAACGACGACGGCGACAGGAAAUACGCUCACUACAGCAUCCUGAACUACCAGAAUCGCCGUCUCAUUCAAGUCGGCAUCUACAAUGGAACGCAGGUGGUGAUGAACAACCAGAGAAAGAUCAUCUGGCCUGGAGGAGAGACAGAGAAACCCAGAGGCUUCCAGAUGUCCACUCGUCUAAAGAUCGUGACCAUCCAUCAGGAGCCCUUUGUGUACGUGAAGCCCACCAGUCUGGACGGCACGUGUAAGGAGGAGAUGACGUUAAACGGGGUGUUAAUUAAAAAGGUGAUCUGCACUGGGCCCAAUGAAACCAUCCCAGGACGCCCAAUCGUACCGCAAUGUUGUUACGGGUUCUGUGUCGACCUGCUGAUCAAGCUGGCGAUGACCAUGAACUUCACCUACGAAGUUCACCUGGUGGCUGAUGGGAAAUUUGGAACGCAAGAGCGGGUGAAUAACAGCAACAAGAAGGAGUGGAACGGCAUGAUGGGGGAGCUGCUGGGCGGGCUGGCAGACAUGAUCGUGGCCCCGCUCACCAUCAACAACGAAAGGGCCCAGUACAUAGAGUUCUCAAAGCCCUUCAAAUACCAGGGCCUCACCAUCCUUGUUAAAAAGGAAAUACCGCGCAGUACGCUGGACUCGUUCAUGCAGCCGUUCCAGAGCACACUGUGGCUACUGGUGGGUCUGUCGGUGCAUGUGGUGGCGGUGAUGCUUUACCUACUAGACCGGUUCAGCCCGUUUGGAAGGUUUAAAGUGAAUAGUGAAGAGGAAGAAGAAGACGCCCUCACCUUAUCGUCUGCCAUGUGGUUCUCCUGGGGAGUGUUGCUGAAUUCUGGAAUAGGAGAAGGAGCACCGAGGAGCUUCUCAGCGAGAAUCCUUGGUAUGGUGUGGGCCGGAUUUGCCAUGAUAAUAGUGGCUUCCUAUACUGCCAACCUGGCUGCCUUCCUGGUGCUGGACCGGCCUGAGGAGCGCAUCACCGGCAUCAAUGACCCGAGACUGAGGAACCCCUCGGAUAAGUUCAUCUACGCCACGGUGAAGCAGAGCUCUGUGGACAUCUAUUUCCGGCGGCAGGUGGAGCUUAGUACCAUGUACCGCCACAUGGAGAAGCACAACUAUGAGAGUGCCGCCGAGGCCAUCCAGGCCGUGCGUGACAACAAGCUGCAUGCUUUCAUCUGGGACUCAGCGGUGCUGGAGUUCGAGGCCUCGCAGAAGUGCGACCUGGUGACGACGGGGGAGCUGUUCUUCCGUUCGGGCUUUGGCAUAGGCAUGCGAAAGGACAGCCCCUGGAAACAGAAUGUGUCCCUGGCCAUUCUCAGUUCUCAUGAGAACGGCUUCAUGGAGGACCUUGAUAAAACCUGGGUGAGGUACCAGGAGUGUGACUCAAGGAGCAAUGCACCAGCCACACUGACCUUUGAAAACAUGGCAGGGGUCUUCAUGCUGGUGGCUGGCGGGAUUGCUGCCGGGAUCUUCCUAAUCUUCAUUGAAAUUGCCUACAAGCGUCAUAAAGAUGCCCGCAGGAAGCAGAUGCAGCUCGCCUUUGCGGCAGUCAAUGUAUGGAGGAAGAACCUGCAGGAGAGUACGGACACUUCUGGAAGCCAAGCGGCGGCGGGGACGCCCUCGUUACCCUCUUCCUCUAUAGAGACACAGGAUGAUAGGAAAAGUGGUAGGGCAGAACCCGACCCCCAAAAGAAACCCUCUUUUAGGUCCAUCAGUGCCACCCUGGCCUCCAACAUCAAGAGACGUAGGUCCUCCAAAGACACGCAGUAUCCCCCGACCGACAUCACUGGACAGCUCAACCUGUCGGACCCUUCGGUCAGCACAGUGGUGUAGCCAAGGAGAGAGAGAGAGAGAGGGACUUUCACUCCCUGGAGAGAGAGGAAGAGAGAGAGACAUUCGCUCCCUGGAGAGAGAGAGAGAUGUACGAUGGAGAAGAUGACGAUGAUGACGAAGAGGAAGGAGGAGACACCUUCGUCACCAAUCCCCCCCCCCCAACCCCCAUCCUGUUUUAAUCAGUUGCAGAGCGAUGACUGCUAAACGCCGAGAGCCAGCCCCUGUGAGCGGCUCCUAAAGACGCUAGGUUGUAUGCUAAUGGAGCUAAAGGGAAUUGCUAACCUUGCACCUUUUUUAAAGAAUCUGAGCAUGCACGGAUACUGUUCACACACACGAACGCACUCUAUUUCCCAAACAAACACUUCCCUUCUGUACAUUCUUAUGAGACUUGCUGAUACUUAUUGAAAAUCUUUUGGUCUCUUAUUUAGAAACAAUUACUUACAGCGUUGUGGUGUUUAUUAGCAGUCGUUUUUAUCUAUUUUAUCUACCUGCUUCAUUGUUUAUGGAGCCAUUUUAGUUGGUUAGUAAGAUUAUGUUUGUGGUUAAAAACCUGUUUGGUAAUUAAUAACCAUUUGCAUAUGGUCUAGAUCUAGGUCUUAUUUUUUUUUUACUUUCUCAAUAACCACAUUUGAAAAAACAGAGUACAGUGUGUACUAUCAAAUAGCAGUCUUUGUUAUCUCCAUAUAUUUAAAGAUUUCAAAAGUUUUAGGUUGUCUUCAGUUUUUAGGGAUGCAAGCAUUGCCAGGAAAUCACUGGUCACUAAAGAGAUUAACAACCUAUUUGUAUGUGAAUGAGAAUAUAUAAAUGACAAUUUACUCAUUCUUUCUAAAUGUGAGAUUUAUAGAGACUUGCUAUAUUUUCUUUGACAUAUAUCAUCAAAUGUGUGAUUUUGAAAUGACCUGUCACAAAAUGUAUGGUUCUGUUAGUUUUUUGGGCUUUUGACCAGUAACAACAUCAAUUUUCUGUGCCAAAUGAUCAACGAUCACCUGAAAUUAUCCCUACGUGCUUCCACCAUUCCUGCUUUCCUAUGGGACUUAUCACAGUCACACUUAUUGGCUGUACACAUUAUGUCCCAAUCCAUACCAUCAUACUGGCUAGUAUUUGUAUUUAUGUCAAGAAACAAUGGCAUCAAGGCUUUUGACCUUCGACUCCCCCCCCCUCCCCCCUCUCACCAAAAGCUAGUAGUUUGGGAAUGUCCCCUCCCCUCCUCUCUCUCUCUCCUGCUCAGUCUUUCUCCCCUCCAGGAUCCAGGGGUUGCAUCAGAGGGCUAUGUUCUUCAUCCAACCAGCACUUGAUCAUCCACGUAAAAGGUCUGCCCCCACCCUGUCCCGCACCCCCCUCCCUCCCUCCCUCCCUCCCUCCCUCCCUCCCUCCCUCCCUCCCUCCCUCCCUCCCGACCUCACCCGCGCCCAGGGACCUUUUGUAUGGAUGAGUUCCAAGUGGAUGGAAAAGUUUAGCCCAAGCCCGUGGCCCCUUGGAGCCGCGGGCUUCCCUUGGUUGGAUGCUUAAAACAGGCCUUUUCCCAUUUCCUGGGGCUGAGAAAGAACAACUGUUUGUUAUACGGUCCUGACCUCUUCUGAUAAGUGGCACUGCACAGCACUUUAAUGCUGAGGGACAUUCCCAAACUAGCAUGUUGGUAAUUGUACACAUAGCCAGUAUAAUGCGCGUUGAUCUGAUCCCAGAACAGAUUUUGGUUCUGAGAUGUGUUGUUAAAUAUGUUGUUUAAAAAGAAACCAAUUGCACACCCUCCCCAAUUAUCCUUCUAAACUUUAGUACUUUGCCAAUCUCUUUUGGCUUUAGGGGUUGUUUUUUGUUGUUUUUGAGACAAACACGUUGAUCUGCUAUCCCUUUAGAAAGAAGAUGAAGUCAGUUAAACAAACACACCAUCAAAUUCCAAACAAAUCAAUUUUGUAACUACAAGAUUGGCUUUAAGCAAAAUCCUGGCUUCAGAUCUGGUUUCCACGGUUACCCUAUGCAUGCUUGCCUGUCGUCAUCGUUGUUUGUUUGUUUCGGAAUGCUUGCUGUUGGUUACGACGCACAAGCCGGCGUCAGCGUGGACUUAAGCACUCCUGUUGUUGAAUGCUCUUUGGAUACCGUUUGCUGUACAGCGUGCCGACUGAAGGAGAUUGAAUUAAACGUGUAUUAUAAUUACAGCAGAGAAUGUCUUAGGCCGAUAUCUUACACCUUAAUGUUUAACACACACAUACAAACACACACACACACACACACACACACACACACACACACACACACACACACACACACACACACACACACACACACACGCUAGCUAAUAACACACAUGCACACACAUACAGGCACUCUAUCUGUAAACUAAGUUGUAAAUAAAAUUAAUCGCCUGUUAUUGGCAAUCCCAGCAAA
Molecule: messenger RNA, 5746 nt
Organism: Gadus macrocephalus (Pacific cod)
Lineage: Eukaryota; Metazoa; Chordata; Actinopteri; Gadiformes; Gadidae
Gene: grin1a
Product: glutamate receptor, ionotropic, N-methyl D-aspartate 1a
Biological process (GO): chemical synaptic transmission; ionotropic glutamate receptor signaling pathway; monoatomic ion transport
Cellular component (GO): synapse; neuron projection; NMDA selective glutamate receptor complex
Molecular function (GO): NMDA glutamate receptor activity
Source: RefSeq, a predicted model, not a curated record